CGUCAUCGAAUUCGAACCUCACUAUUUAACUCCACCUUUUGAUUUAAUUCCUGAACGAUCUUCGUUUCCUUCUCCCUCCCCUCCACUAUUCUUCUUUACCCAAACCAGACAGACAAAAGCUCGCUGUCUUCCACGCUGUACGUCGCCGUUUCAUUGUUCUUCUCUUUCCUUCUCUGUAUCUACUGUCCAAAGUCAGCUCUCCUUCUAACUGGUUCUUCUCCUUCUCCUGGCUGCAUUUGGAGACUGAAGUCAACAGAUCCGACCCCGUUUUCUUCGUUCGCAGAUCUAGUCCUCCAUAACUCGAGCUACGACGUAGGUAAAUAACUUAGUGACACGGCUGUGUACGCUCUGUAGAUCGGCGGGGUUAACAAGGUGCGAGUGAGGAAUCGAGGGUCGAGAUGGCGCCGAGCACGAUUCGGAAAGCGAUCGGGGCCGUUAAGGACCAGACGAGCAUUGGGAUAGCGAAGGUUGCGAGCAACGUGGCGCCGGACCUUGAGGUGGCGAUCGUGAAGGCCACUAGCCAUGAUGACGACCCGGCCAGCGAGAAGUACGUCCGGGAAAUCCUUAACUUGACUUCGUACUCUCGCGGCUAUGUUCACGCGUGCGUGUCGGCGGUGUCCAAACGGCUGGGCAAGACUCGUGACUGGAUCGUGGCGCUUAAGGCCUUGAUCCUGGUUCACAGGCUGUUGAACGAGGGAGAUCCCAUUUUUCAAGAAGAGAUCCUGUACGCGACGAGGAGGGGAACCAGGCUCUUGAACAUGUCUGAUUUUAGAGACGAGGCUCACUCCAGUUCUUGGGAUCAGUCUGCUUUUGUCAGAACUUACGCUAUGUACUUGGAUCAACGGCUAGAAUUGAUGCUUUUCGAGAAGAAGGGCGGUUCUGGUUCUGUUCGAGGUGGUGCCGGCGGUAGUCAACACAGUAACGGUGACGAUAGAUUCGGAGGCAGAGAUAAUUUCAGGUCGCCGCCGCCCAGAGGUUAUGAGUACGAUUAUGGUGAUUUUAGAGAUGGUGGGCAUGGUAAUUACGGAGGGAUGACUAGAAGGUCACGGUCUUAUGGUGAUAUGAGCGAGGCUGUGGGGCGGGAGGAGAGGAAACCAAUCACUCCAUUGAGGGAGAUGAAGCCGGAGAGGAUUUUGGGCAAGAUGGGUCAUUUGCAGAGGCUGCUCGAUCGGUUCUUGUCUUGUCGUCCCACCGGUUUGGCCAAGAACAGUAGGAUGAUCUUGAUUGCACUGUACCCUGUUGUGAAGGAGAGCUUUCAGUUGUAUGCCGAUAUUUGUGAAGUUUUGGCUGUUUUGCUUGAUAAGUUUUUUACAUGGAAAUAUUCUGAUUGUAUUAAAGCAUUUGAUGCUUAUGCUAGCGCCGCAAAGCAGAUUGAUGAGCUCAUUGGGUUUUAUAAUUGGUGUAAGGAUACGGGUGUGGCCAGAUCCUCCGAGUAUCCUGAAGUGCAGAGGAUUACGAGCAAGUUGCUGGAGACACUGGAGGAGUUUGUGAGGGAUAGAGCUAAGAGACCAAAGAGUCCUGAGAGGAGAGAGGAGGCUCCGCCUGCACAAGAAGAGGAGCCUGCACCAAGUAUGAAUGAGAUUAAGGCUCUGCCUCCACCCGAAAAUUAUACUCCUCCACCCCCACCAGAGCCGGUGCCUGAGCCCAAGUCUCAACAACCUCAAGUGACUGAUGAUCUGGUAAAUUUGAGGGAUGAUGCAGUCACUGCAGAUGAUCAGGGGAAUAGGUUGGCCUUGGCUUUAUUUGCAGGUCCUCCAGGAAAUAAUGCUAAUGGAUCAUGGGAAGCAUUCCCAUCAAACGGCGAGCCCGAAGUGACCUCAGCUUGGCAAACUCCGGCAGCUGAACAGGGCAAAGCAGAUUGGGAAUUAGCACUGGUUGAGUCAGCUAGCAACUUGUCAAGACAAAAAGCAUCAUUGGGUGGUGGGUUUGAUCCAUUGUUGCUCAAUGGAAUGUAUGAACAAGGAAUGGUUAGGCAGCAUGUCAGCUCUGCCCAAUUGACUGGAGGUAGUGCAAGCAGUGUGGCAUUGCCUGGUCCAGGGAAGACAACGACCCCAGUUCUGGCUCUCCCUGCACCAGAUGGAACUGUUGAAACAGUCAAUCACGAUCCAUUCACUGCAUCGUUGAGCAUUCCACCUCCUGCUUAUGUGCAAAUGGCUGAUAUGGAGAAGAAACAGAAUUUACUAGUACAGGAGCAGCAGCUAUGGAACCAGUACCAGAGAGAUGGAAUGCAACGCCAAUCCAGCUUGAAC
Molecule: messenger RNA, 2249 nt
Organism: Carica papaya (papaya)
Lineage: Eukaryota; Viridiplantae; Streptophyta; Magnoliopsida; Brassicales; Caricaceae
Product: putative clathrin assembly protein At2g25430
Biological process (GO): vesicle budding from membrane; clathrin coat assembly; clathrin-dependent endocytosis
Cellular component (GO): clathrin-coated pit; clathrin-coated vesicle
Molecular function (GO): SNARE binding; 1-phosphatidylinositol binding; clathrin heavy chain binding
Source: RefSeq, a predicted model, not a curated record